This is a messenger RNA of Aspergillus thermomutatus, 2046 nucleotides long. RefSeq names its product putative spindle poison sensitivity protein Scp3. Gene Ontology annotation, cellular component: DNA recombinase auxiliary factor complex; condensed nuclear chromosome. The coding region runs from base 1 to 2046 and encodes 681 amino acids. Lineage: Eukaryota; Fungi; Ascomycota; Eurotiomycetes; Eurotiales; Aspergillaceae. Gene Ontology annotation, biological process: meiotic joint molecule formation; homologous chromosome pairing at meiosis; meiotic strand invasion involved in reciprocal meiotic recombination. The record is from RefSeq and is a predicted model, not a curated record. The transcript is spliced from 8 exons. Gene Ontology annotation, molecular function: recombinase activator activity; double-stranded DNA binding; metal ion binding.
AUGACACAAAAGAAGGCAAAGGCGGCCGACAUGUCGGUUGAAGCUGCCAAUGACGAAACAUCAUUGAUCCUGGAUUACCUUCCUGCUGACUGGUCUUUUAGGGAAGCAAAAUCGUCCUUAUUCGCAUCUCAGGCCAUCGAUGUUUCCGCGAAUUUGCAUAACAAGGUCUCAAAAACGCACACAGCGAAGGUCUUGCGAGAACUACACCGAAAGAAGGAGAUUGAAGCACGGGUCUCAGGAAAACACACAGUUUAUCAUGCUCUUCAAGAUGCGUCCGAUGAAGUCACGAUGGAGGCCAUGGCGGCGAUGGAUGAGAGGAUCAAGCAGCUGCAAGCACAGUCAACGACACUCAAGACCAAGGAAAAGAAAGCGCGAACAGAGCUAGCAACGCUCUCCACGAAGCCACUGCUCUGUGAGCUGCGACACGAUGUCAGCCAACUUGAGCAAGAAACACAGGCGAUUUUAUCUCGUCUCAAGAAGAUUCAGAAAAGUGAUUCAAUCCAGGUGUCUCCGGAUGAGAAAGCAGAGUUGGGGAAGGAAUGGAGACGCUGGAAUAAGAUCGCUAGUGUCCGUAAGAGGAUCUGUCGGGAUCUAUGGAGUAAAUGCUUAGAGGUUGUACCGGACAAUGUGAGUCGAGAAGAGCUUUGGGGCAAUUGCAAGUUCGGAGCCAAGUGCGCGCUGGCGCAUAUCCUUCCUGAUGGUCGGCGGGUGAAUCGUCCAAGUCCCGGUAUGGGAAUGGGUGGAGGCCAUCUCAAUCUGGGGGGACGCGUCAACCCUCAAGCAUAUGUCAAUCAAGAUUCGGCCCUGACGAACUCGGUUCUCUCCCAACAGCGCAUGAAUGGUCAUGAUCCUCGUUACAUUUCGCAGUUGCCGCCUCAAGAGGAGUUCGGUGCUCUACAACAGCAGCAGCAGCAGCCACCCCCACCGCCGUUCGACGCCAUCCCUACCAUCGAUGCAGGCUUGACGUCGGAUGCGGGUUCGAAGUAUGGGUCGCCACCGGACGACACGCGUUUCCCUAUGUCUCCGAAUCACCGUCACCUAACCGCUCUUGACGCACAGCUCCCCGCGUCAUUUGACAGUCAAGGCAUUUCGCACGCCGCUCGUUAUGGCCCCGUGGCCGCGUCCGUGCCAUCGAAGUUCGGGUUGGAUCUGGCCUCUCCUCCGACGCAGAGAAUGGGUGGUCCGUCAGAUGUACUUCGUACUCUCCGUGACACAGCGUAUGGGUCUGACUUCAGAAAGCCCUCGUCGUUCAUGGGAUCAUCCCCUCCAGGUAUUCCCGAAGAUGGGGUAGGACCGAGAUUUCUACACUCUGCUAGGCCAGUGAAGUCGCGCAUGCUUUCGGCCAGUGUUCCCCGACCCACAGCAUUGGAUGACUGGGAUGACAGCAACUUCCCCAUGGAGGAGGAUUAUCUGCCAAUCAAUUUGCACGAUGACGUCCUCACCCCUCAGGAGAAACUCCGACGUCUUUCGCGCACCGAUCAUGAUCUCAGUUCUAGCCACCGCGAUUUGAGCGGACUCGGUAUGACCAGUACCAGUUUCUCCAAGAUCGGCUCUCCGCUCGCAUCCAGUCCGUCACGGUUCGGUGCCUUGUUUGCCAAGCAACGCCAGCAGAAAAAGGAUGAAGACUCCCAUGGUACAUCGUUUUCGCACAUCGGCUCGCCUCUUCGCGAGUCCUCCCUCAAUCUAGGUACCAGUCCCAGCUUGGGUCCCAUCGGAAGCCGACAGAUCCCUGGCGAUGUCUCUCCAUAUGUGGCCAGCCCUGGGAGACAGUCAUCGACAUCCAUGAUCUCUCAGCAGCUGAGUAGCAUGUCUCUUUACCCUGCUCCUGCCCGUCACUCCUCCGCAGUAGGCUCCAACGGUCGCCUGGACCGUACAAUCUCGUCGCCUGUCAGCACAAGCAAGAUCGACGAGGAGCAGAGUGAUUUAGUCUUCUCCAUGGAGGAAGAAGACAGCAGCAAACGGAACAGUACUUCUUGGGCCACCAAUAAGGCGGAUUCCAACGAUGGCGCAUCGACCCCCACAAGCAACUCAGGUUUCCAGCCAUGA